Messenger RNA from Dryobates pubescens (Downy woodpecker), 1354 nucleotides. RefSeq names its product N-terminal EF-hand calcium binding protein 1 (gene NECAB1). Gene Ontology annotation, molecular function: calcium ion binding. NCBI's taxonomy places the organism in Eukaryota, Metazoa, Chordata, Aves, Piciformes, Picidae. Gene Ontology annotation, biological process: regulation of amyloid precursor protein biosynthetic process. Gene Ontology annotation, cellular component: cytoplasm. The transcript has 13 exons. Bases 23 to 1018 code for a protein of 331 amino acids. The record is from RefSeq and is a predicted model, not a curated record.
UGUUGGCGGCUGCGGCGGGCGGAUGGCGGCGGAGCUGGGAGCGGGGAUGCGCAUCUUCCGCGAUAUACUAAGAAGAGCAGACAAGAAUGACGACGGAAAGCUGUCCUUUGAUGAAUUCAAGGCUUACUUUGAUGACGGAGUUCUGAGUGGAGAAGAGCUGCAUGAACUUUUUCACACCAUUGAUACGCACAAUACUGACAAUCUCGACACAGAAGAGCUCUGUGAAUACUUCUCCCAGCACUUGGGAGAGUAUGAAAAUGUUCUUUCUGUCUUGGAAGACUUAAACAUGACCAUACUGAAGGCUAUGGACAAGACAAAGAAAGACUACCAGGAAGCUUCUAAUUUGGAGCAGUUUGUGACUCGCUUUCUUUUGAAGGAAACACUCAACCAGCUUCAGUCCCUCCAGAGCUCCCUGGAGUGUGCCAUGGAAACCACAGAGGAGCAGACUCGACAGGAGAGACAAGGCCCAACAAAACCAGAAGUGCUCUCGGUCGAGUGGCCAAGAAAACGCUCAGCUCGAAGGCUUCAGAGGAACAACAGCCUGGUGCCAACCAGCCCUCAGUUUAGCACAGGCUGGAUUGAGGAAGACAGCCAGUGGAUGACCCAGAUCAACAGACUCCAGAAGCUGAUUGACAGGCUGGAAAAGAAGGACCUAAAGCUUGAGCCAUUUGAAGAGGAAGUUCUGGAAGAAAAUGCAAGACCUCAGCACAUACUGAUCGUUCAGCGUCAAAUGUCUGUGAUAGAAGAAGAAAGAGAGCCAUUCCGGGUUGCCCUCAAGCAGUACGUGGAAUCUGCCGCUACUCAGGCCGGCUGCUUGCAUGUUUCCAUACAGAAGCUUCCAAGUGACUCCCGCUUCAUUGUGUACGAGUUCUGGGAGAACAGCAAUGCCUGGAAUAGCCACCUUCAAAUGAAUUACAGCAAGACAUUCCAAAAAAGCAAUGUGGACUUCUUGGAGACUCCAGAGCUCAUCACAACAAUGCUGGUCCCUGCCUCCUGGUGGAUCCUCAACAACAACUAGCAGCUGUGGGUGAAUGUUAAUGUUGCAAUGUUCUUCAUUACAGUGAUGUUCACCAGCAGCCUGAGGUGUGCUGGGGUAGGGGUUUGUGAUGUGGUGCCGUUUGUUGUUAUGGAUGUGAGCUUCUCCACCUUCAAGUAAGGAAAACUGCACAAUCACUGCCUUCUCCUCCUGUGGCUAGUUCAGUGAGCUGAUGCAUUCCAAAAGGUGAAAUAAGACAACUGUGCUAAAUUGUUCGUUGUGUAUGUUCAGCCCAAACUGUCACAGAAAAGUGCAUCUCGAGUGGUGUGACUAAGUACUUGUGCAAGUUUUAGUCUCGUGUUAAUAAACAAUUGUUAC